AUGUCCAAAUCUUAUUUCAUCUCGGGUGGUAAUCGUGGUAUUGGAUUCUCCCUCGUCAAAACGCUCAGCUCUUCUUCAUCAAAUACCGUGGUCGCCAGCGCCCGAAAUGUGGCAGAAGCGCACGAGCUGAAAAAAUGGGCAGAAACUCAUUCAAACGUGAAAAUCGUGUCGUUGGACACUUCUCGCGCAGAAAGCAACAUAGCGGCCGCCAAAGAAACUGCACAUCUUUUGCCACAAGGUCUGGAUGUCUUGAUUGCCAACGCGGGGAUCGCAAAAUCCGCAAUGCCCGUUCUGGACUGUUCUGACGAAUUAUAUUACGACCAUUUUACUGUCAACACGGUUGGCCCCAUUAGGCUCCUACGCGCUUUCAAACCCUUGCUGGAUCAAAAACCCACUAAGCAAUUUGCAGUUAUCUCUUCCAUGGCCGGUUCAAUCGAUGUGAUUUCUCGCGUCCCAAUGCCUCUCUCCGCAUACGGCAUGUCGAAGGCCGCCAUCAACUACUUAGUCAAACAAUUGCACCUCGAGCUUUCGUCCCAGGGUUACAAAUGCGUUGCCAUCCACCCCGGUGCGGUAAGUAGCGAUAUGGGCAAAGAAGCGAUGGAAUCAGACUUUCUGAAGAACCUGUCCGGCAAUUUUUCUUUUAUAACGCCAGAAGAGUCUGCCUCUGCGAUCAACGAGAAUAUUUUGAAGAAGAUGCCCGAGGUCGCGGGAAAAUUCAUGUCCUACGAUAGCUCGGAGGUGGCUUGGUAG
Messenger RNA from Lachancea meyersii CBS 8951, 750 nucleotides. The record is from the annotation of a GenBank genome assembly. NCBI's taxonomy places the organism in Eukaryota, Fungi, Ascomycota, Saccharomycetes, Saccharomycetales, Saccharomycetaceae.